Messenger RNA from Stereum hirsutum FP-91666 SS1, 4125 nucleotides. RefSeq lists its product as uncharacterized. Gene Ontology annotation, biological process: positive regulation of transcription by RNA polymerase II. Gene Ontology annotation, cellular component: nucleus. The record is from RefSeq and is a predicted model, not a curated record. Lineage: Eukaryota; Fungi; Basidiomycota; Agaricomycetes; Russulales; Stereaceae. Bases 1 to 4125 code for a protein of 1374 amino acids. The transcript is spliced from 10 exons. Gene Ontology annotation, molecular function: DNA binding; ATP binding; ATP-dependent chromatin remodeler activity.
AUGAACGGUCCACCAGCUGUCAAUGGCCAUCCGCUCGCAUCGGGUCCUCUCGCCACACAGUCCUUCCCCAACCCUCCCCCGUCCCCUGUCAUAUUCACCCCGGGCCAAGUCAACGCUCUCCGCGCUCAGAUCCAUGCCUUCAAGCUCCUCCAGCGCGGUAUGCCUGUCCCAGAACAAAUCCAACAGAUCAUCGCCUCUCCAAACCAGCCCAUGCCCGAACUCGACAAGAUCCUCGCUUCCCAGGACGUCGCUACUCGGGUCGUCGACAACACCGUCAAAGUCCACAAGGGCCCCGGUGAGCUCCCGAUGCCACAUAUUCCUCCAACGUCCACUCCCAUCCAGAGCCGCAACGACGUCAAGAUGGAGGAUACCGCCCAGGCAGAGGACUUGGCUUCCGACGCCCUUGUCGUGGAAGACGCUACCUCGGGCGUCUUCCCGUACAACGCCUACGUCCAUCCUUUCACCUACCUCAAGCGCCUCCCAGAUACCACUCCCUCAGAAUACGCCACCCGUCUCCAACGCAUGCUCAUCCCAUCCGUCAUGCCCGGUGGCCUUGACCCUCACCAGAUCAUAGCCGAGCGCAACCGUUUCCUCGAAGCCCGCAUCCAGCACCGUAUCGACGAACUCGAAGCCAUGCCCGCGACCAUGGGCGACGGUGACCUCGAGCCCAUCGUCGACGACGCUCCCUCCGAGAACAAGGGCAAGGAGAAGGCGGAGCCCGAACCCGAGAAAUCCCUUAAGGUCCUCAACUUGCAAUACGUCCAUCCUCCGGCGACAGCCCAUGGCAAGCUGCGAGCCAUGAUCGAGCUCAAAUCGCUCCGUGUACUCGACAAACAACGCGCGCUUCGUGCGUCCGUGGCCGAACGUCUCACCCAUGGCUCUCUCCUCCCUCUUAACCGUCCUGAUUUCCGUCGUACGCGUAAGCCGACUCUUCGAGACGCUCAUACGACGGAACAGCUCGAGAGGAAACAACGCGUCGAUCGUGAACGUCGCGCGAAGCAGAAACAUGUCGAGCAGCUCAAUGUUAUCACCAACCACGGCCAGGAGCUCCUCAGAGCCAAUCGGUUGGCCCAGGACCGCGUCUUGAAGCUGAACAAGGCCGUGCAGAGCUUCCACACCCAGACCGAGCGCGAGGAGCAGAAGCGUAUCGAGCGUAUCUCGAAGGAACGUCUCAAGGCUCUCAAGGCUGACGAUGAAGAGGCCUACAUGAAGCUCAUCGACACUGCGAAGGACACACGGAUCACUCAUUUGUUGAAGCAGACGGAUUCGUAUCUCGAUUCGCUCGCUCAGGCCGUCGUGGCCCAGCAAACUUCGCAUCCUCAGCCUGGUACUAAUAUCAUCUAUGAGGAGGAAGAGGGCCCGACGGACGAGAGGACGUUCGGUGGGACGGUGGCUCCGGACGAUAUACAUGAUGAUAAGGGCAAGGUCGAUUAUUACGCGGUUGCGCAUAGGAUCAAGGAGAAGGUCACGAAGCAGCCGGGGAUCCUCGUCGGUGGGACGCUCAAGGAGUAUCAGAUCAAGGGUCUCCAAUGGAUGGUCAGCUUGUACAAUAACAGGCUUAACGGAAUCUUAGCCGACGAGAUGGGUCUCGGAAAGACGAUCCAAACGAUCUCGCUGAUCACUUUCCUCCUCGAGACCAAGAGGCUCCGUGGCCCGUUCUUGGUCAUUGUUCCUCUCUCGACUAUGACGAAUUGGUCCGGAGAGUUCGCCAAGUGGGCACCGUCGGUGAAGGUCGUCGCCUAUAAAGGCAAUCCGGCCCAGCGUCGGGCUCUCCAAGGCGACCUUAGGGUCGGCCAGUUCCAGGUCCUGCUCACGACGUACGAGUAUAUCAUCAAGGACAGGCCCGUACUCAGUAAGAUGAAAUGGCAGCACAUGAUCAUCGACGAGGGUCAUCGUAUGAAGAACACCCGGUCGAAGCUUGCCCUGACCCUCACGACGUAUUACCACUCCCCUUACCGCCUCAUCCUCACCGGAACGCCCCUGCAGAACAACCUCCCCGAACUCUGGGCCCUGCUCAAUUUCGCGCUCCCGAAGAUCUUCAACUCCGUGAAAUCGUUCGACGAGUGGUUCAACACGCCGUUCGCGAACUCGGGCACGCCGGACAAGAUCGAGCUGAACGAGGAGGAGGCGUUGCUGAUCAUUAGGCGGUUGCAUAAGGUGCUCAGGCCGUUCUUGUUGAGGAGGCUGAAGAAGGACGUGGAGAGGGAGUUGCCGGAUAAGGUGGAGAAGGUGGUGAAGGUCAGGAUGAGCGCGUUGCAGAGUCAGCUGUAUAAGCAGAUGAAGAAGUAUAAGAUGAUCGCGAGUGGGUUGGAUAACAAGCAGGGGUAUGGCGGCGUGAAAGGUCUGAGCAACGAGCUCAUGCAGUUGCGCAAGAUCUGCCAGCAUCCGUUCUUGUUCGAAAGCGUGGAAGACAAACUCAAUCCUUCGGGUCUCAUCGACGACAAGCUUAUCCGCUCAUCGGGAAAGAUCGAGCUCUUGAACCGUAUCCUGCCCAAGUUCUUCGACCAGGGUCACAGGGUCCUCAUCUUCUUCCAAAUGACGAGAGUGAUGGACAUCAUGGAGGACUUCCUCAAGAUGCAGAACUGGAAGUACCUCCGUCUGGACGGUGGAACGAAGACGGAGGAACGUGCCGCACACGUCACGGCUUUCAACACCAAGGACUCGGAGAUCAUGGUCUUCAUCCUGUCCACUCGUGCAGGUGGUUUGGGUCUGAACUUGCAGACGGCUGAUACGGUCAUCAUCUUCGACUCGGAUUGGAAUCCGCAUGCGGACUUGCAGGCGCAGGAUCGUGCGCAUCGUAUCGGACAGACGAAGGCUGUUAGGAUCUUGCGGUUCAUCACGGAGAAGAGCGUCGAGGAGGCGAUGUACUCUCGUGCACGGUAUAAGCUCGAUAUUGACGACAAGGUCAUUCAAGCCGGUCGAUUCGAUAACAAGUCUACGCAGGAGGAGCAGGAGGAGUUCUUGCGUUCGAUUCUCGAAGCGGAUCAAGAAGAAGAGACGGAAGAAGGCGGAGACAUGAACGACGACGAGAUCAACAUGCUCAUCGCGCGCUCGGAGGAAGAAGAGCGCCGGUUCGGACAGAUGGACAUCGAGCGCGAGCGGGAGACGGCGUCGAGGUGGAAGGCGGCGGGCAACCGUGGGAAACCGCCGUUGCCGCUCAUGCAGCUCGAGGAGCUUCCGGACUGUUAUCGGACGGACGAGCCGUUCGAGAAUAAGGACGAGUUGGAGGAGGUGGAGGGGAGGGGACAGAGGAAGAGGAAUGUGGUGAAUUAUAAUGAUGGGUUGAGCGAUGAUCAGUGGGCUAUGGCUCUCGAGGAGGGAGAGGAUGUGUACGAGCUUGCGGAACGUGCUCGGGAGAAGAAAGACCGUAGGACAGCUAAGCUGCGUGAGUCGGAGUCUGGCGUCGCCACACCGUCCUCGGAAGGUCGUGGUCGGGGCCGGAAGGGUAAAGCCAAGGCUACCGAGCAGGACUUUGAUACCCCUACGAACGGCAAGAGGAAGCGUAACCAGAUCAAGCAGAUGUCGGUCACGCCUUCUGUGCCGGACGAUGAAGAGGAGAAGCGGGAUUCCAAACGGAGAAAGAAGGGUGCCGAUGUGAAGUUGUCCCCGGCCGUAAAGGAGAAGCUGAAGAAGGCGAUGAACGACUGUUAUAAGGCGAUUGUCAACAUCACUGACGAGACCGGUCGAAAACGGUGUGAAAUGUUCAAGGAGCUUCCUGACAAGAGCGAAUAUCCCGACUACUACCAAUUCAUCCGCCAACCGGUCGCUCUGUCCAACAUCCGCAAACGGAUCAACGCUGGGACGUACAAAACCGUGACCGCUUUCCGGGAUGAAGUCCGGCUCAUGUUCGACAACGCGAUGUCGUACAACCUCGAGGGCUCCUGGGUGUACAUCGACGCGCAGGAGAUGAAGACCGUGUUCGAGAACGUAUAUGUGAAGGUCACGGCGGGCUCGGGGUUGCCAGGUGCGGAUCCGGCUCCGGCAGCGGCGGCGGAGGGGAGUGGGAGUAUGGACGAGGCGUUGACGCCCAUGGACGAGGAUAUGCAUGAGAGGCCACCGCCGAAGAAGAAGGGGAGGAAUCAGGUCGUGGUGAGCGAUGAUGAGUAUUUGACUCCGAGCGAGUAG